Messenger RNA from Kluyveromyces lactis, 2967 nucleotides. RefSeq names its product Rab GTPase-binding protein SRO7 (gene SRO7). The transcript has a single exon. Gene Ontology annotation, cellular component: cytoplasm; plasma membrane. The record is from RefSeq and is a predicted model, not a curated record. Lineage: Eukaryota; Fungi; Ascomycota; Saccharomycetes; Saccharomycetales; Saccharomycetaceae. Gene Ontology annotation, biological process: establishment of cell polarity; regulation of protein secretion; regulation of exocytosis. Gene Ontology annotation, molecular function: myosin II binding; syntaxin binding; GTPase activator activity. Bases 1 to 2967 code for a protein of 988 amino acids.
AUGUUUAAAAGUAAGAAGCUCAAGACGGUUUCGAACGCUAUCAAAUCGGUAGCUUCGAAAGAUGCCUCGAAUGGAAUCUCAUCAAAGAUGUUUGAGCUUUCCGAGGUCAGCAGGUACGGUAUGAACGGAAAAGUGUGCACCUUUGCCUUUGAUCCAGUUCAGAGCUUGUUAGCUAUUGCUACAGAUAGCGGAGAAAUUCAUGUUUAUGGGAAGCAGCAAGUUGAGGUUGUUUUUACUCUAGAAGUUAAGGCAAUUAAGGAGAUGAGAUUUAUCAAAGGUAUAUAUUUGAUUGUUGUCGACGCCAAGGAUUCAUUGAGCGUAUUAUCUCUUCAUAAAAAAGCCCUGCUUGCCUCCUUUUUUCCACCGGGCAAAAUCACCUGUAUUGAAACGGAUCCGUCGUUAAACUGGGUUUUGAUCGGUUUACAGAGUGGUGCGACCAUCGUAUAUGAUGUUGAUAGAGACUAUCUUUCGCCGUUCAAGAUCGAAAACCUCCAGAAAAGCAGGUUCUUUAAAAGAGAACCCCUAUCUCCGGUAGUAUCUCUUCAGUGGAAUCCGCGAGAUAUCGGGACGGUGUUGAUUGCCUAUGAUAAAGUUACUGUUCUCUAUUCAUUUGUAGAAAAUGACGUAAAGCAACAAUUCAUUCACGAAGAAGGGGAAAAUGUUCCAAAAGUGCUCCACUCAGUAUUUCAUCCUAAUGGAUUGAAUAUCAUGACCGUUCACGACGGCAAUUGUUUGGUAUUUUGGGACAGCAACACUGGUCAGAAAAUAGUAUCAAGAUUCUUGCUAGAUGAAGAUCCAUUAAUUACUUCUACAGUAAGUACUAGCAUUUUUAAGGUUGCUUGGAUUCAAGAAAAAGAUGAAAAUUCUACGUCACUACUGUUUGCUGGUGGUUCAGGAGAUGCUACUACUGGGGAUCAUAGUCUAACCUUAAUAAAUCUCGGUCCUACACCAAUAUACACAGUUACCUCUUAUGAUAAAAUGGCCACUUACUAUGCGCAACCUGUCAGCCAAAAAAUUAUUCCAGUUCCAAAUGAUGCAUCCAUAAUUAAUUUCCUACCGUUAGCAAAUGGAAAUCCAUAUUACGCGGGAAACUUUGCACCUAUGGUAAUUCUCGUUUUAUUGGACGAUGGCGAGAUAGAAACUUUGUUAUACCCAUCUGGUAGUAUUACUUACAAGGCAUCGUUGUUCCCUCAGAGUAUAUCUUGGAUAAGACCCGCUGCAACUACGUCAUAUGCAACUAGCGUUCCUAAAAAGACUUGGUUGGGAAUGAUGUCAGCAACCUACAAUCGGGAUUAUAUUUUGAAAGGUGGCUACCCUGCUAAGAAGACGCUAAGAGUGCACGAUAGCAGAUCCGCUUUGUCUACAGGCCAUACUAACGGAUCGGUAAGAAUCUGGGAUGCUUCCCACGGCGAGUUAGAUGAAUCUUCGGUGUUUGACGUCAAUGUAUCGCACUCACUCAAUACUUCACAAUCAGUCGCUGUUGACCACAUAUCAUAUGCUGCAGAGACUGCUGAAUUAGCAGUAUCUAUUGAGUCUGGUGAUGUUGUUUUGUAUAAGUUCCAAGUGAACCAAUUUUUUACCUCUCAAAAAGAUGUAGCACUUGAAAUGAAUUUCAGAAGGUUUUCCCUCAAUGAUAAACCCCACGAAAUCUUGGUUGAUAUAAGAGAUAGAGCUCCAAACAACAUACGCGAAGGGUUUAUGCCGGUAACUGCCGUUCAUGCUAGAAAAGGAAGGGUCUCUUCUCUUUGUAAUAGCAAUGUUGGAUUUGUUGCAAUAGCAUAUGAGGAUGGCACUAUAAUUGUCAUUGAUCGAAGAGGACCAGCGAUGAUAUAUAUGGAUAGCAUCUCAAAAAUCUCGAAAGUAAGAAGUUCUUACGUCUCUCAAUUCGAGUUCACGAUUAUGGAGUAUGGCGAAGAUGGUUAUUCGUCCAUUUUAUUGCUAUGCGGUACCGAUGCGGGUGAAGUAAUUCUAUUGAAAAUUAUUCCUGAUCCAAGCGGGCGGUUUACCGUACAACCUUAUGAUGCGUUGAAAGCUACAGAUGAUGGACCAAUCGUUUCUUUGGCAACAUUUUCUAAAGAAAGUGGAAGUUCCUGUCGAGCUUCAAUUCCUCGUAUGCAACAACUUUCAAAAGGAUUAAGGGUCCAGGCUCAAAUCGUCAUCUCAGGAAGAACUGAUAUCAGGUUGAUAACCCCUGGAAAAUCAAAGGAUACCCAUCGAAUUUUCAAGUAUCCAAUUGCCGUAUCUGGAUUAUCAAUUGUUCCAUUUUUGAAUGCAAAAAAUGAACAUAGCAUCGCAACAGUUCUUGUUACAGUUCUAAUUAAUGGUGAAAUCAAGGUCCUUUCUUUACCGGAGUUGAAAGAAAUUAAGUCUUUUGCUCCGUUGGCUAACGUUCACUCUAAAUAUGUCAAAGAGUCAGGAGUGUUGGUUAACGGUGAUAUUGUCUACAGGGUAAGCAAAACGGAAGCAUUUCUUUUGACUGUGAUUAAGAAGAGCUCAACCACCUCUCAAUCUCAGAAUUCAGAAGAGACAGACUCGUUGUAUAAUCCUAACCUGAGGAUUAAGUGCAGACCUUAUUACAACAGCCUUCAAUGGGUUCGCGGAUCUAUAUAUUGCAAACCGGAAGAUUUGGAUCAUUUACUCGGAGAAGGAAGACCUGAACAGAAAUACGAGGAAGAAAAGAUUGCCAAGGGCACAAUAUCCUUGUCACCAGAAGAAAAGACACAUAAUACUCAUGAGUUAUCAGCAAACGGGAGGUACCAGUACCAAGCUCCCGUAAGGCACAGUGCGAAAAGUGGUGGUUACGGUCCGCUGAGAUCUAUAUCAAGAGCAAUGCAAAAUGGUAUGGAUUCUAUAGAGGAUACUUUCAAUGACUAUGCUACUGCAGCAAAUGAAACUAUGAAUGAUGCCACAGAUCAAAUAGGAAAAGACUUGAUAAAGGGAGCAUUUAACUCCAAGAUCGGAUUAUGA